UUUAAGCCUAUAUAAAGCAUAUGAACUACAUAUCAUAUACUAAUGUUUUCAAGAUAAAAAAGAAGAGUGAUCAAUGGCUAAGAAUAGUGCAGCACUUGCAAUUGCAAUGUUAAUGAUUUUAGUAAUUACUUGUUCUGGUGCGAUAGAUGAAUUUCAUGAAACUAUUCCUGAAGAGAUUUGGACUACAUCUUAUUAUAUUGCAUCUGGCUCUCUAGAAUACUGUGCCAAGGAGUGCACGAUACGCUAUAAGAACAAUUUGAAAAUGAAGAAAGAAUGUGUUAAGAAUUGCAUUAUCCGCAAAUGCAGUCAACUUUUUCCGACAGAUGAAACAAAACAGAUCGAAUGCACUGUCCGUCUUGUUGCUCAGUACAACAAGAAAUUCUUUGUUAGGGAUCCGAUGGAUUUCAACAACAAUUAGCCAAGAGAGGAUAAGGCCUGCAAAAAGCAUACAUAGUUAAAGAUUACGAAGAUUUCUAAAUCCAAACACAAUCUUGACGCAUCCAAAUAUUUGAAACCCUCCACCGUGCGUUAACUAUAUGUACAUCCAAAGUAUUUUUUAUUUUUCAUUUCUAUCGUCAACUAAAAACCAAACCAAACCCAAAAACAACAACAAAAAUCAAAUAAAACUCCUUAAACAUUAGAUCCAAAGCAGAACCUACAUCCUACGGAAUAUUCUGGAACAACGCAGAACCCUAAUGAGGAAGCAAAUGAUGAGAGGUUUUCGGCAAGAGAAUGCCAGGUGAGGCAUGACUUUUGGCGGGAAGCAAAUAGUUUGCAGGAGGGAGUUGUUCAACUUUACCAUUUUUCAUAUCUACUCUUCUUCCUUAAUGUUACAUUGUUAUGUGUUUUUUUUUAUUAUUAAUGUUAUGCUUGUCAUAGACUAACAAAUUUGAUAGUUAAAAAUGGGUCUUUUCAUUUUAUGUUUUUU
Molecule: messenger RNA, 928 nt
Organism: Arachis stenosperma
Lineage: Eukaryota; Viridiplantae; Streptophyta; Magnoliopsida; Fabales; Fabaceae
Exons: 2
Coding region: 74-418 (114 amino acids)
Source: RefSeq, a predicted model, not a curated record